CCCUUUAAGUAGGUCUUCGUAAUAUUACGCAUCUGCGUUCAUAUCAACGCUCGUCCUCCCUCACAAGGCUCUCAAACAAACCUCACGCGCCAGAAUCCCUCUCAUUAUCAGCAGCACCCGCCCCGUCGACUCGCCCUCCCGAGCAGCGGAGCACCGCUGUGGCGGAGUCCUUGACGGGGACGAGCACGGGUAAACACGACAAAACACUGCUGUUUACAUGAAGGCAAGCUGAUUCUCGCCGGAAGGCUGCUACUAGGGAGGAAGACAGAUCCAGCUGAAGAAGAAGAAAGAAAGGAGAGGACUGCUGACUCCAUGUCUUCGCCUUCAAAUAAAAGAUCUGGCUCUGGAUCACGCAAGUAAGGCACAUCUUUUGUCUGUCAUUAAUCUUCUUUCUAACCAACAAUCUUUCAAACUUGCAGCUGUGUUGGUGCUUUGCUGUAAUAUCUAACCCAUGUAGCUGCUGUUUAACUCUCUUAAUCACACUUGUCUCUGCUGCAGUUUAACGACCUUUUGAGCUUUAUGUGCUUCAAUAAUCCUCUCUCUCUCUUCUGCUGCUGUUAUUAAUACAUCAGAUGUAUAGCUCUUUCAAUUUCUCUCUCUGCUGUUAAGAUAUUUUCACUUUACAACUACCAGAGUGUAUAAAACUGCCUGAAUGGUCAGUUCACAUUAAUGUACAAGGAUAAUAAACACAUAAACACAAUUGCACAUUAUCCUAAAUAAGAUUUUAAAUGUUUUUAAAGGAAGUCUCUUAUGCAAGGCUGCAUUUAUUUGAUCAAAUAUACCGUAAUAUUGUGAAAUAUUAUUACAAUUUAAAAUAACUGUUUUCUAUUUUAAUAUAUGUGACCCUGGACCACAAAACCAGUCAUAAGGGUCAAAUCAUCUGAAACCUGAAUAAAUAAGCUUUCCACUGAUGUAUGGUUUGUUAGGAUAGGACAAUAUUUGGCCGAGAUACAACUAUUUGAACAUCUGGAAUCUGAGGGUGCAAAAAAAUCAAAAUACUGAGAAAAUCGCCUUUAAAGUUGUCCAAAUGAAGUCCUUAGCAACGCAUAUUCACUCACAAAAAUAAAUUUUUGAUAUAUUUACGGUAGGAAAUUUACAAAAUAUCUUCAUGAAACAUGAUCUUUACUUAAUAUCCUAAUGAUUUUUGGCAUAAAGAAAAAUCAAUCAUUUUGACCCAUACAAUGUAUUGUUGGCUAUUGCUACAAAUAUACCCAUGCGACUUAUGACUGGUUUUGUGGUCCAGGGUCACAUAUUUUAAAAUGUAAUUUAUUCCCGUAAUGACAAAGCUGAAUUUUCAGGAUCAUUACUCCAGUCUUCAGUGUCACAUGAUCCUUCAGAAAUCAUUCUAAUAUGCUGAUUUGGUGCUCAAUAAACAUUUCUUCUUAUUAUCAGUGUUUAGUUGUGCUGCCUUUGAUUAGUCUAAUGCAACCUUUCUAAAUAAAAUUAUUAAUUUCUUUCAUAAAAGUUUUGACUGGUAGUACAGUCCAUAUACUGUAGCACCACAGAAAUAAAACCUUUCUUUCUUUUGUAAAAAGUCUGGCAUAGAAUGACUAAAUUACUUCAAAACAAAUUACAAAUUCCACCAAAUUAUAUAAAAUAUAUAUGUCAGUCUGAUUAUUCAUGAAGCACAGGAUAAAGCAAUAUUUUUAAUAAACAUACUUCAAGUUACAUUUAAAAUUGUGUGCGUUUCAGAAAUUUGUUGUCAUUAGAAACUUUAAACUAAGAUACUACAUCAUGCAUAUCUACUAAUUUUUUUAAUAUGAACUAUCUAGUUAAUUUUUUUUAAACCUUCUGAGCGAGUUAAGCAUAAACGUGCUGCUGUGUCUCACUUGUUCUCUUUCUUUUUCUUUCUUUUUGAACUUUUUUAGCAUUAUUUUACAUAACGGUUAUAAUAAAAAACUAUACAUGACAAUUGUAUGAAUUAUACAACUAUGGAUAAAUCUAAAAAAUUUAGUUUUCAUACACUUUAGGUUUAAGCCACACCCACAUCAGUUCUGUCUGAAUACAGAUAAUUUGUCACUGUAAAGUAUGUACCAGUAUGGCAGUGAGUAUUCAUGGUAACAAUGCAGUAGAGCCCAGCUCUGUGCCUCUGUCUCAUCUCUUUCCUCAGAUUCAACCUGCUGAAGGCCCUACAGCCUAAGCAACGCUUGCAACAAAUGCUGUCGUCUCCCACUGCAUCUCCAGUUUUUGACUAUUGCAGGUUUAUAGAGCUAGACUACACACCCAUGGAGUCAGGCAUUAUGGUCUCUAUGAGACAGAGCAGAGGAUUUGUGACACCAAAGUCCCCGGAACGCCACUGUCGACGAAGUCCAGCACCCGUCAGUAACCGCGAUCCCUAUGGAAAUGCCUCUCUUAGCAGCAGUAGCAAUUCAGGAUCAUGCAAGGGCAGUGAUGGAAGCCCAACCCAUAGGCAUCACAUGAAAUACACUUCCUGCAAUGAUAACCAUGGAAUCCGGCCCCCUCCACCUGAGCAAUAUCUAACUCCACUGCAACAGAAAGAGGUGUGUAUCAGACACCUGAGAGCACGGCUUAAAGAGACCAUCGACAGACUGCAGGACAGGGACACUGAGAUUGAUGAGUUGCGUACUCAGCUGUCUCGUAUGCAAGAAGACUGGAUUGAAGAGGAGUGCCACCGCGUGGAGGCCCAGCUGGCUCUGAAGGAGGCUCGCAGGGAGAUCCAGCAGCUUAAACAGGUUGUAGAUGUUGUCCGAUCCAGUCUGGGAGACGCUGAUACGGGGGUGCAGAAGUGCUUCCAAGACAUAAACCUCCAGAACCACAAGCUAGAGUCUUUAUUGCAAAGCAUGGAGAUGGCUCAGAUCGGCGCCACCAAAGCAGGAGAAGCCCUAGCAGGUGGAGGGGUGGUGGGGGCAGGGCUGGAGGUCAGCGAGGGCCUGGUGGAGUCUUCCGAAGGCUCCCCAGCUCGCUCGCUUACCCGCAGCUCUACCUACACCAAGCUGAGUGACCAGACCGGCCCGGAACGUGGGGGUAAUGAAAACGGGUGUGACAUUCCAUGUUUGUCAGGCGAGGGCACGCAGGACAGCGGGUUUGUUUGCUGCGGAGACAGUGGAAGAGGAGCCAGCAAGGCAGAUCUGCUCCUGGAGGCUGCAUUUUUGUCUCAAGAGACUGCUUCGCUGCUCAAUGCGUACUCCCGCCUGCCACACUCCUCCACCUAUGAGGUGCUGUGCAACAGUGAGCCAGGAGUUGUGCCACUCCGCUGCAGUGGGAUCGGAAUGGGAACCAGUGUUAGCUUAAGUAAUCCAUGUCUGUCGCAUCAUCACUUAUACCUGCACCACCUACGUGAGCAAGGCAUUCAAACCGACCAUUCUCCGGCUUCAGCCCCUGCCCACGGCCCCAGUACAUCUUUUAACUCUGAUCUGGACACUAUUGCUGAGCGUACCUUCCGCUCUCAGGCCUGCAGCCCGACCUCUACGUGGAUGUCUGACGAGGGAGAUGAUCUGGAGUCGGUAACUACAGAGUCAGCCAUUACUGCAACAGUUGCCACAACUUCCAUUGUCAAUGAAUUUUCCACUAAGUCUGCACCGGUUGUUGCAAUGGAGCCUUGCGCACCAACUGUAUCAGUUACAAAAGGACCUGCAUCUUUAGCGUUGAUCCCCAUGGAGUCCUCUGUCAAGGAGACUACUGUUUCAGCGUCCCUUACAGUCUUACCAAUCACAACGACAGCUUUGACCACAGAGACCAUUGGAUCUCCAGUAACUAACUCUGUUCAACCUCAACCUCUAACAGACCCUUUGCCAAACCCUGACACCUCCCCUUGCUCUGUGCAGCCAUUGGUUGAGACAGAAGAGGACACCCUUCCACAGACCACUCAGCCUUGUAGUGUACUUACAGAGGCUGGGGUUGCAGGGGAUAAUGUUAUCAAUAUAGAUGCAGAUGAUGAAGAUGAGGUUGAUGAAAGUGCUACGAACACAGAGUCCAAGUCGUCUAGCUGUGGUUUACCAGUAAAGAACUACUGGAGCCGGCACUUCCUAGUGGAUUUGCUUGCAGUGGUCGUGCCAGUGGUGCCCACAGUGGCGUGGCUCUGUCGGGGUCCACGCCGGGAUGGUCAGCCUAUGUACCAUAUUGGUUCUCUAUUGCGGGGUUGCUGCACCGUGGCCCUCCAUUCCCUGCGCCGAGGAGGUGGUCUUCGACAUUACCCCGCAGGAGGAGGUGGUCCAGGAGGAAUGAAUAUAUGAGACCUUCUCUUCUGUCUUGGGAAGCCCUGAAGCCAGUGAUAUCACUGUUCUUCUGUAAGAUGUGCAAUAAGAGAGUGGUUAAAUAUUAAUUGAGGCAACCAGUGGAAGCAUAGUGUCUGAGCACAGCACCUUAAUGCUGUGGUUCUCUAUGGUCUAUAUUCAAGAGGAGAUAAGAAUGAGGAAGUGGAAUCACUAGCAUGUAUUUACACCUACAAAUAAGAUGCUCAUGAAGACUUCAUGCGAGCUUUCACCUUUCUCCACAACUGCUACACUGAGUAAAGGGGUGAGAUGAUGUGUUUUGAAUGACUGACACAAUGACAUUGACUCAGCUUUGUGAGUGACACUAAAAGAUCCCCUUUAAUAUGAUUGUAUUACCCCUAUUUCGAGUGAAGAGACGCAAUAAGUGAUGGAAAGGAACUGUCCUUUUGUGCGUCCCUCUCACUGUCACUGCAGAGGGUGUGUAUGUUGUAUAUGUGUGUUGAUUUAUCUGAGUGAGUGUUUUUGUUGUGUUAAUGUACAGUGCAGCCAAAGUACCUGGAUUACUAAUGGCCAUCAUUGUUGUAGCCGUGAGUGCAGUAGUUAGCUGUCCCAUUACUUAUGCCUGUGUGGCUCAGAGCAGUCAUCUUUUCCCCUUAAGGAGCCAGGCAAGCGCCUGCUGAGCUAUUUAUAUGCUUUGCAUAUACUACUAGUGUCCUAGAUAAAUGCUGUCACACAAUGAUACUUAGUCCAUCUGGAGUCUUUUAGAAAAUGUAUUCUUUAUAUCUAGGCUCAAAUAAGUGGGAAAGUUUAAUAGUUUAGAAAUUCUCUGUAUGGUUGAAUGCUAAAUUGUGUAUUUAGGAAAAGGGUAAUGCAUUUUAAGUAAUAAUAACAGUAAGAAGGAUUCAGCGUUUAGACAAUGAUCAGGGUUAAAUGACUUUAAUAGGGUCAUGGGAGCUUUUUCACCAGAAAUGAAUUUUAUGAUUUUGUUUCACUGUGUGAUUUUUCACUGUGUGACCAUCAAAAUACUGUCAUAGCCAAAUGUUUUUGGAUAAAAGACUAAGCUUUAAUAAUAAGUGUAAUUUUAAUGUUCACUGUUAGACUAGGUUAUACAAUUCAAACUCAAACUGGCGAUAGCCACCAUGUGAGACGAGAACGCUAAAAACAACACUAAAGAGUGUAAUUGAGGCCACAUGUGGAUUUGUGGUUCAGAGUUAGAUUUCACCAACACCACCAUUUCAAAGAAUCAUCACUGAUUUACAAAUAUACUUUAAUAUUUAUACUUUGCGUAUAUGUGACAGCAGAAUUGAUUUGCCAGAAAACAGUCACUAGUGCACCUCUUGUGGCCAGUGUUGCCAAUUGCUUUCAGUUGAAAGUAGCUAAAACUGGUCACUAGAUGGCAUCAUACUGGCGAGUGACUGAUCUAUAUUAAUAUAAAUAUAGAUCAGUGGGCGAGUCACAGAAUCUAGAUAAGGUUUGUCAAAGAAGUUGCUACAUUUUACGGAGCCCCGGACAUGAUAUGCAGGAAAAAAAAUAGUAUGCUAAAUCGUGCGCACAAUUUAUUAAUUCGUUCCCUCGAUUUACUAAAACAUGCACACGAUUUACUAUUUCGCUCCCUCGAUUUAUAAAUCAUGCGCAUGAUUUAUAAAUCGAGGGAACAAAAUAGUAAAUCGUGCGCACGAUUUAAUUUUUUUUUUUUCUUGCAUAUCAUGUGCGGGACUCAUGUCGCUAGGAUUUUGAAAAAAGUCUCAAAAGGGGCGGGAAGUCGCUAAAUCUAGCGACAAAAUCGCUAAAUUGGCAGCGCUGCUUGUGGCCAGGGAGUGAGGUUUACCUGCAGAGGUCAUACCAGCUGUCCUCUGUUACACAAUGAAACAUCUGAAAUUAAUUUAUCAUUACACCCUGCUAAACAUGUUGUUGCUAUGCUAAUAUGCUAUUGAUGUAUUUGUGAAAUACUAUGUAAUAUAAUUCCACUAAAAAGAUCAAAGAAAGCAAAAAAUGUACGUAGUAAUGUAUUGUACAAAAAGAGGAGUAUUCAACUUGUAGAAAGUUGAAUCAUUUUUAAAAGUAGCGUGCAGAAACAAAUCUGAUUUUAAACCUCUGUUUCUAGCUUUUUCCAAACAUUUGGCCAUGACUGUAUGUCCCCUAUGAUACUCAUGUUGACCAUUUAUUUGAUUGACACUUAGGUGACAUUUACUGACAUGUCGAUUGCACUAUAAUUCACUUUAUAAGCAAUUACUUGAAGUAUACUUGAUUGUGUGUUUUUGUCUGUCCAAAGGCCAGUGCAUACAUGUGGAUUUGUGGUUCAGGUUUAGAUUUCACUAAACACCACCAUUUUAAAGUAUCAUCACUGAUUUACAAAUUUACUUUAAUAUUUAUAUUUCGUGUUUACGUGACAGCAGGAUUGAUUUGCCAGAAGAAAAAAAAAAAAGUGUACAAGAUAAUCAGCCAGAUGAACACUAAUUGUAGUUAUUUGCAUCUCACAUAUUGUCUUAUCUUCUGUCCCUCUAAACCAUGAAUAGCCGCUGCCUUUCAGUCUACCUCCUCCCUCUGAUAUCGUGUACAGUAUAUGUAGUGUGAUAUAGUCUUAAUUUGUUGUCUGUUUGCAAAGUUCUCUUUUAAAUAAUUUGCUGUGUGGCCCUGUAAGGUUUUCCGGCGCUUGAUAUUUAUUCUUUCAACUGCUUGACAAUCUUAAUUUGUGCUUUGUGGUGGCAAGUGUGUACAGAUGUCUUUAAUUUAUAGUCUAGUCCCUGCACUUUUCACCUCAUUCCAACUAAGCACUUAUUAAAGAACCUUACAAUAGAUUUAAGAAAAGAAGGCAUAUAUGUUCCUGUUUUUUUUUUUAAUCGUUAUUAUUGACUUUGAUGUUUGUUUAAACUAUGAAUGUGUGGCUUUCAGAUAGUUGUCUUUUGGCUUAAUGGAAUAUGAGGUUAAAUGAGAUUGUAAUCAAGCGCUACUCCAAGAACAGGAGGUUUCCUCCAAACUACUACUGUCUGUCAAUGAAAUGUACGUAAAUAACUAUCGCAUUAGUUAUUCGGCCAGAUAAAUGUUUUACGCUGAUGUAAAGCUUUGUAUAACUGCUGAAUUGACACAUAAGGCCUUGAUAAGAUUUUCUUGAAUUUUUUGAAGCCAUAUUACAAGCAGAAAUGUGUAUGUUGGCCCUAUAUGCUGGUACAUUUGAGUAAUAAUAUUUCUGUCAUAUAGUUAUUUUAUAAAAAAAUAUAUAUACUUUUAAACAGCAUUCAACAGUCUUCUUUUGGCAGAGAGAGGAGCUGUGCAAGUGUGUGUUAUUUAAUGUGAAAAUUCAUGCAUCAGUUAAUUUUUCUUUCUGCAAUUUCUGAUAAUUCCAGAUUAUUUGCUUUGAAGCUUCAGAUCCACCAUUAAGAAGUCUACAGAUAUUAUUAACAUCUUGUUAGUUUACAAAUAAAAUAUUUGUUAAUUAUCUUCUGGGGUUAACAAGCUGUCCUUAGAGGAGUGCAUGUCUGAGCAUUGUGACAGUUUUCUCCAUGUCCAAAGUUUUUAUAGCAUUUUUUUCUUUUGCCAGUUCCAAGUUUGAUGUCAAUGUCAACUGGCACAUCCUUUUGUUUAGAAUGUAGUUUUGUAACCACAAAUCAUCUUGGAACAGAUGCAUCUCUUGUUGAAUCAUUACUGUCCAAUAACACUUUUUAGGUUAAACUGGCAAUUCAGAUGUUUUAAAUGUCUUUUUAUCACCUUCAAAUAUGGUUUGAAGACUUUAGUACCUCAUAUAUUCUGUAAACUAUUUGGUUAAAUGGAAAGAUUGGAAGUGGUUUAGCCACCAACAAGACAAAAGUCAUCGUAAGCCAUGCUUUUUCCUUUCAGAGUGAAUACUGAAAUGUAAAAUUGGUGGCAAACUGAUUUACAUUAGUAGUUUAGUGUCCAUUAAGCAGGAUUAUAUGACUGUGCCUAGAAGAUUAAAUCUCACAGAAGUACCUUUGUUAUAGAGAUUUUUUCUUACAUGGUAAUUCUAAUGACGUUUACAUUUUUCAUCUGGCACAUCAGUUUUGGCUCUGUAUUGUCUAACAGUAUCAGCACCCUAAGUGGAGCCAGUCUUGUAAGUCUGGUUGUGUUUCAUAUUGUCUUAAUAUUUUUGUGUAGAAUAAUAUUUUAAUGGUAAUAUUCGUGUGUACAGACAUCACUGCAACACAUCGCUCUUGACCCACAUCGCUAUGUAAAAGGAUCUAUAUUAAACAGCAUGGUGAACAAAG
Ctenopharyngodon idella (grass carp) is the source of this 8392-nucleotide messenger RNA. RefSeq names its product syntaphilin b (gene snphb). The record is from RefSeq and is a predicted model, not a curated record. Lineage: Eukaryota; Metazoa; Chordata; Actinopteri; Cypriniformes; Xenocyprididae. The transcript has 6 exons. Gene Ontology annotation, biological process: neuron differentiation. The coding region runs from base 2157 to 4193 and encodes 678 amino acids. Gene Ontology annotation, cellular component: mitochondrion; cytoplasmic microtubule.